Molecule: messenger RNA, 3491 nt
Organism: Carassius gibelio (silver crucian carp)
Lineage: Eukaryota; Metazoa; Chordata; Actinopteri; Cypriniformes; Cyprinidae
Product: von Willebrand factor A domain-containing protein 5A
Exons: 25
Coding region: 97-2568 (823 amino acids)
Source: RefSeq, a predicted model, not a curated record
CGUGACGCGUCAGCAGAGUAGUUUCUCUGUUUGAUUUUCACUUUCAUUCACUUUUGAAGUAGGUCUUCUAGUGAUUUCCUCUAACGGAGCGUGAGAAUGGAGAUCUACGGCCUUCUCUCUGAGAAUAAUGUACCAGUGCCUCUGAAGAGCAUCUCGGUGCAGGUUCGGGUUCAGGAUCAUGUAGCCACAGUCUCCUCCACUCUGCAGUAUGUGAAUGAGGAAGAGCGCCCCCUGGAGGCCUUGUUCGUCUUCCCUCUGCCUGCUGAUGCUGCUGUCUGCCACUUCAGUGCCAAGAUCGGAGAGCAGGAGAUUGUGGCGGAGGUGCAGGACAGAGAAAGCGCGAGGGAUCAGUAUGAUGAUGCUGUGAGUUCGGGUCAGCAGGCGUUUCUGUUGGAAGAGAGCGCUGAGAGUCCUGAUGUGUUCAGACUGAGUGUGGGGUGUCUGUCGGCGGGUCAGAACGCUGCUGUCACCAUCAUCUACAUCACUGAGCUCGCUGUGCAGGCCGACCACUCGCUGCGCUUCUGUCUGCCGGCUGUACUCAACCCUCGAUACACACAAGCAGGUUCAGGUGCUGGUAUCGUCUCAGAGAUUUCAUCAGGAUGUGGAGCUGUUCCCUACACGCUGACUCUCAGUGUUCAUGUGAGCUCUCCAAAGCCCAUCUCCAAACUAGAGUCCAACUGCUCUCUGGAUCCUCUAGUGUUCCUGCAGUCUGAUCACACUCAGGCCACGGUGAAUCUGAGUCCUGGUCACAUGUUUGAUAAGGACUUUGAGCUGUUUGUGUUCUAUCAGGAUACCCAUCAGCCCUCUGCUAUAGUGGAGGCAGGAGUGACCACUGCCCCGCCAGGCUCUCUGAUGAGAGACCCAGUGGUCAUGAUAAGUUUGUACCCAGAGUUCCCAGAGGACGUAAAGAAAUCACUGGCAACUCGAGGGGAGUUUGUUUUUGUGAUUGACAGAUCAGGCAGCAUGGGCAGCAUGAUGCAUUAUGGGAAAAGAGCAAAGAUGCGCAUUGAAAGUGCAAAAGACACUCUGCUGUUACUGUUGAAGAGUCUGCCCAUGGGAUGCUACUUCAAUAUCUAUGGAUUUGGCUCUCAUUUUGAGUCCUUCUUCCCUCAGAGUGUCGUGUAUAAUCAGGAAACAAUGGAUCAGGCUCUGAAGAGAGUGAAGGAAAUGAAAUCAGACAUGGGCGGCACUGAGAUUUUAAAGCCUCUAAAACACAUCUACAGUCAGCGCUGUCACCCCGAUCACCCCAGACAGCUGUUGGUCUUCACUGAUGGAGAGGUGGGAAACACUAAAGAGGUGCUGGACCUGGUGAAAAGUCACGCUCACUCUCAUAGGUGUUUCUCGUUCGGGAUUGGUGAGGGUGCGAGUGCCGCCCUCAUCACAGGAAUGGCCAGAGAGGGAUCUGGUCACGCUCAGUUCAUCACAGACACAGACCGCAUGCAGCCCAAAGUGAUGCAGUCGCUCAGGUUUGCUCUGCAGCCCGCUGUGGUUAAUAUCUCUGUGGAUUGGACCCUUCCAGAUGGUCUUAGUGUUGAAACACUGUCUCCUCCCAUCAAUGUGCUCUUCCAGGGUCAAAGGACACUCAUUUAUGCCCAACUGAAAGGAGAGAGUUCAGGAGGCUCUGAGGGAACUGUGACCGUCAAAUACAGUCUUAAAGAUCAACCAGUAACAAACCAGCUCCACUUCUGCCUCAAACCCACUGAGGAAACUGGGCUGUCCAUCCACCGGCUGGCGGCUCGGACCCUGAUCCGUUCUCUGGAGCAGGAGGAGAGGUCAGGUGCUGCAGAUGUUGAGGGCAUCAGGAGCAGGAUGGUGGAGCUCAGUGUUCAGGCAGGAGUGAGCAGUGUUCAUACAGCCUUCAUUGCUGUUAAUAAAGACAGCAGACAGACUGUGAAAGGACCCCUGCAGCAGAGAAGAGUGCAGACACGCGGGAAUAUACGACAAGACAGGUCUCAUGCCCCACAGUACAAGACAGGUUGUAUGCCUGUAGAUCGGUCGGUCAAUAGAUGUUGCCCGUUACCAGAUAUUGAAUACGGAGCCUUGUCUGGCGCUCUACGGGUUAGGUCUAUAUUACCGCUGGGGAAACUGCGUCAAGCCCCGUCUCUUAAUCGUGAUAAAUGUGCUGGCGUAUUUUCGGCAGAUGUAGCAGAUUCCCCAAUGUUUUUACGCUCAAAGGGCCAGGAUGUUUAUUCAGAAUUGAAUCGUGCGCCCAGACGAAGAAGAGCUUCUCCUGAGCCCCAGAAGGAUCUGUUACUGCAGCUGGUUUCUCUCCAAAAGGCGUCCGGCUGCUGGGAUCUGGACGCCACACUGGCCGAUGUGUUUGGGAAGACGGAGGAUGAGCUGACCAAUCAGAAGCCAGCACAGGUGGAUGGGUCAGUAUGGGCCACUCUCCUGGCUCUGAUCUGGUUAUACGGCUGUAAAAUAGAGCAGCAGGUGGAGUGGCAGUUUGUGGCCAUGAAGGCAGCGUCAUGGAUCGGCUCUCAGAAAGUGGGUGAUCUGUCUCAGUGUGUGUGUGCGGGGAAUGUCCUGCUCGGAUGUCAGGUGACCAAAGAGACUCUGGGAAUCUGAAGACGUCUGUGUUUCUACAUCCUGAUCCCUCAGAAGACGAAAGAACAGAAACUGUUACAUCUACUGUUACUCUGUUACUUGUCUCUGUAAAAUUUGGUUAAGUAAAAUUUUAUUUUGUUCUAUUAUACACCCAAUUCUAUAUAUGUGACCUUCACAGUUUUAAUGUUUCCAAGAUGUUUGCUGUUAUGAAAUUUAAAGUCAUUUUUUCUAAUGACUUUUCUCCUGGUUUUUGUUUGUCUGUCAGUGAUUUUCUAAAGCUGUUGAUCCUCAAUCACUUAAUCAGGAUACUUUCACACUGCUGUAGAAUCAGAAAUGUUAAAUAUGGUUUUCAAUAUUUAAACGUUUUCCUUGGGAGGAAAACCUUAAUGCAUAAUAGAAUACAUUGCCGUCUUCAGAUUUUGGUAGCCCAAAAUGAAUAUACUAGGCCAACAUAAUAAUAAUAAUAAAAAAUGAUGAACCGGAUGAACUUUAUUGUGGAAAAAUCAGCAUGAUAGGCAGAAACUAGAAGCACAUCUGGAUGUAACGAUAAAAUCCAUAAUACAGAUUACACCAUGCAAUAUUCUUACAAUUUAUUUAUAUUUAUUUAUGUUUUACAAUGAAAAACAUAAAUGAAAAUGUGUCCUUUUAUUAUUAGACAAAAGACAAAAUGCUGCAUAUUUCUUUGUGAAAUUGAAAUGUUAGAAAAUAAAAAUAAUUUGAAAUUUUAUAACAAAUCCUAAGUGAAAUUAAAAAAAAUCAUACAACUAAAAGAAAUAUAUAAAUUUAAACGAAACAAUUGUCUGCUCUAUUUUAAAUUUGAAUUACUUUCCAAAAAAGAUGCUAAAUACAUAUAUUAGUAACGCGUUACUGUAACAGCCUUACUUUUGACAGUAACUAAUACUGUAACGCAUUACUUUUUAAAUAAAUUAACUCCGUUACCGUUA